Mycosarcoma maydis (corn smut) is the source of this 3273-nucleotide messenger RNA. RefSeq lists its product as uncharacterized. The transcript has a single exon. Bases 1 to 3273 code for a protein of 1090 amino acids. Lineage: Eukaryota; Fungi; Basidiomycota; Ustilaginomycetes; Ustilaginales. The record is from RefSeq and is a predicted model, not a curated record.
AUGUCGCGCAGAGAUCUCACUGAAUCGGCACCUGUAGCAGCGCAGGUAGCUCCUCCUCAUGUUAGCGUCGUGCGUCGACCGCUCGGACCGAGCGCAAAGUCCAACGUCGUACCCACCACCGCUACCGCCACUGCACCCACUCACGGAGUCAAACCCCAGCUCAAGAUGGAAGAUCGACUGUCCAAGGCAGAAUGCAAGAUUCACGACCUACAACGUGAAAAGAUCAACAUCCAAAACGAGCUCGGUGACCUUCAGACUGAAUUACGACUCGCGGCACAGCGCGAAGCCAAGCUUAAACACAGCCUCGACAAGUGCGAAAAGUCACACGCUGCACUCAAGGAGAAGAGCAACAAGCUUUCGGAUCUUCAAGCUAGGCUAGGAGAGCUGAACAAGGUGCAUGAAGAGUCGAAAGCGAGAAGGCAAAAGGAAAUUGUCGAGCUAACUGAAAAGCUGCAGAAGCAGGAAGAGCGACGCAAGCAUGAAACCGCCGAAGCUGCACAUACGGUCGCCAAUGAAAAAGCGAAAGCGCGUGAAUAUCAGACGAGGUACUCUGAGAUAGAAGCGGAGCUGCAACAGCUUCGUCUUCAAGGGACCGCGUCGCACGACAUUCUCACAGAAAAGCAGCGCUUGAUCGACGACCUACAGGCGCAGAGAGAAUCCGAAAAGAUCAUUGCCAUUGAUGCUCAGAAGUAUGCUCGUAAGAUCGAGGUCGAACUCAAUGCAAAGAUUGAGCAGCUGCAAGCCGAACUCGAAAGUAAGCACGAACAAGUAGCCCACACUGUACACGAACAACGAGCGGCGGCCGAAGCAGCACGCUCUGAACUCGAGUCUCAUAUUGACGAGCUCAUGCAAGAGGCGGAAGAUGUCGAGCAGCAGCACGCACACAAUCUUUCCAUGGUCUCUAAAGCCGUCUCCCAGCACAUUGAAUCAUUGCAAUGGCAGUCAAAUUACGACAAAGACGCCUUGAGAGCGAAGUGGCACCACAACGCUUUCGGACGGAUCCAGCUAGAGACGCUGGCAGAAGAGCGCGCGGCCCAAAUCCACGAGCUCGUAGCUGUGGUCAAGCAGGUCCAGCACGAUCGAGAUACUGCCAAACAGCUCGUCUCGACGCUCGAAGAGGACCUUGCCAGUAUCACUUCAGAGCUAUCCGCCGAACGUCAGCUCGCUUCUCGACUGAUUGAGCAGCAGCAAGAACAGCAGCCAUGCAGCAGCGUCGGCGCAAGUUCGAGCUGGUGCGAUCUAUCUGGUCUGACCGAAGCUCUCUACACUGAUGCAGGAUAUGCCUCUCUUGCUCAAGUUGAGCUCGAGGAUGCGCUAGCACGCAACGCUCUUCUUCAAGAAGAAACCGCGGAACUACAUGCAAGAUACAUUUCUUGCUCUACCGAAACCAAGGCUACUGAGGAAGCGCUUGCUGCUACGCGGAGCCAAGUGGCGACACUCGAAAAUUUGGUAGCAGCCAAGACGCGAGAGAUCGACAACCUCUCAUCAAACCUCUCCGAAAUUGAGCCUCUACGCAAACGUCUUGCUGAAGCCCUCGAGCAAGCUGAUGCCUCUCGCAAAGAAGCCGAGACGCAAGCGGAAGCAUCUCGCUCUCUCAUGGCCUCGUUGCAAAAUGCAAGAAUCGCUGAGAAAGCCGAACGAGACGAACGCGAUCGCAUGGCAUCGCUACUGGACCACGCCGAGCACUACGAACUGCUGUACAACGAGCUCGUCGAGCAAGCCAGGCAUCUGGUUCAACGCAAUGCACUGGCCGAAGAGCAGGUCGCUUCGCUGUCAGCGCUCAACUCGGAAUUGCUCAGCCACAAGAAUCCCAACCAGAAGAUUAUGUACAUGGAUCGCGUACGCCACGAGCUGGAUCAAGUCAAACACGAGAACCUCGAUUUGAGGUUGCAGCUGGAACGCAUGCAGGAGGAAAACGGCAUUCUGAAAAGGGAGCUAGGUAGCUACAAGGCGGUAAAUGUGCCAUUAAGCCAGAGGCCAAGAGCGGAGGUAACCAGGGUGUUGAGGGCAGGCGACCACGACGGGCUGUUGAGGCAAGUUUCUGAAUCGCUCGGGCAGCAGCCCGGACAGGCGAUCAAGCCUGUGCCGACCCUGGUUGGUACGCCAGUCAGGCCGGCUUUUGCGAACGGAACGGCCAAAACGCCAUUCACGGUGCAAGGCCCACGAUUCACUGCAGAACCGUUGCAAGCUGCUUUGCAAAAGACUAUUGCGGGCGAUGAUAGAAAGCUAGACGUCAAGGCGGUCAAAGAGACGUGUGAAACUGGUGCCGUCGUUAUGCCACAUCCACCUCUGCCCAUCGACACAGGAUUGUCGCCCAAGAAGCGACGAUCUUACGGCAACCUCUCGGUCCAUGCUGCUGAAGCACAACCCGAAAAAGUGGAGCAACGCGAGGAUCAAGGUGAGGUCGAGGACGAUACACUGCUUCCAUUGCCCAGUGCUUGCGAGGCACCGGAUCACGAUUUAGCUGUUCGACGUAGCCGUCCGCGCCACACACUGGUCAACAGUGGAGCUCUUCGUGUGGGGCAGCAGCCAGCAUCGUUGAUCACAAGCGCCGUGCCUGGUGCGAGAACCGAAUCGACCUCAGCCAUACCAUCCACUACAAGCUCUGCCAACGCUGCAGGAGGAGCGAGACGUCCAAGUCUGACCACCUCUUCUCUCGGGAUCAAAGCACGUAGAGUCUCGGAACUUGUUCGAGCCUCUACACCACCUUUGUCCUUGAUUGCCGAUUGCUCUUGCCUCGAAACACCCAACCUCCCGCUUCUUGACGCAGCACUCCCAUCACCCUCACCAUACGGAAUGACUGACUGGACGGCUACAGACGAAACAUCGCAUAUCCCCGCGCUCAAUCCUCACCGUCCGGACUUGGCCGCUUUUACCCACUCAACCCCUCUCGUCGCUCCUCCCAAACAACGAUCGAAAUCGCGCUAUUCGAAUGCGCAACGUGUUGCUCGUAACGCAGUUGAUGCUUCCCUAUCUAUCACACCUCGUGCCAAAAAAGGGCUCUUGUCAAACCGACAUGCCCAGGUGGCAGUGACUGGUGCUGGAGGAGAGAUGGUCUACGAGGACGAACACGAUUCUCUCCGCAGAGGUUGGCUCUACGAUGAAGAAGAUGGUGAGAGCGCGGAGCUGCCUGGCUUGUCCAUCGAACGUGCAUCACAGCAGCAACACCAACCGCAGAAGCCAGUGACGAAGAAGCACAAGUCCAAAGCCAAGCCAAGGCACUCGAUGAAGCUCGUCAAAUCUGGACCGAUGGCAAGGACAUUCUUCCGCUGA